Messenger RNA from Callorhinus ursinus (northern fur seal), 1583 nucleotides. Its product is annotated as histone H4. Gene Ontology annotation, molecular function: DNA binding; structural constituent of chromatin; protein heterodimerization activity. Gene Ontology annotation, cellular component: nucleosome. The record is from RefSeq and is a predicted model, not a curated record. NCBI's taxonomy places the organism in Eukaryota, Metazoa, Chordata, Mammalia, Carnivora, Otariidae.
AUGUCUGGCCGCGGCAAGGGCGGGAAGGGCCUGGGCAAGGGCGGCGCCAAGCGCCACCGCAAGGUGCUGCGCGACAACAUCCAGGGCAUCACCAAGCCCGCCAUCCGGCGGCUGGCCCGGCGCGGCGGCGUCAAGCGCAUCUCCGGCCUCAUCUACGAGGAGACCCGCGGGGUGCUCAAGGUGUUCCUGGAGAACGUGAUCCGGGACGCCGUCACCUACACGGAGCACGCCAAGCGCAAGACGGUCACGGCCAUGGACGUGGUCUACGCGCUCAAGCGCCAGGGCCGCACCCUCUACGGCUUCGGGGGCUGAGCCCCCGGCUUCCCAGCUCGUUUCCUACUGAGAACUAAAGGCCCUUUUCAGGGCCCCCACUCUUUCAUCCGAGGAGCCCUGACGCUAGUUUCCCUUUAGCUUGUGUUAGAUUGCGGCCUUGAAAGAUACACCCAUUCCCUUAGAAGAAAGUUUCUCUGUACAACUAGAGAAGAGACGGGUCCUGUAGUUUUCCAUGUUUUCACGCAGGGGUUUGGAGAGUUGUAUUAAGUUAAUAACACUGGCACUUUAUCAGACGGUGGAACGUUAAUUGGCGUGCCAGCUGGAAGGAAACGGGUUUAGGACUUGAGCAGAACGGCUUUCUCGGUAUGGACGGAGUGCAGGUUUUGGGGUUGAAAACAAGAACAGCAGGUCCCUCCGCGCUGAAUUCGUGAGAAGGCGCGUUUCCGUGGACACAAGGCCUUACAAUUUAGUCCUCUCCAUUCUGGUGCCAGGUGUCCUCUGCUCAAGAAACAUAAAUGAGUGUUAAGUAGACAAUUGGAGAGCAACAGUGUGACAGGUGCUGAGAGACCAAGCAUGUGAUGCGCCCUGGACGCCGGUCCUGGUGUUCCCUGGGAGUGGAGACUGGAAGCCCCUGGAAGACUUACCAGGCCGAUACGCCACAGAGCAGUUGGUGAGGGUGGGAUGCAGUUAAAAGGCCUGUCAACUAAAUGAUAAGGAAAACAAGGUUGCAUUACAGAAAUGUUGCUGUGAGAAAAGGCAGCCCCUAGCCCACGAGAGCUGCUAAAAGGGAUCCUUGGCACAGAGUGCAAAAGGAAUUAAACACACGGGAUUAGGCCGUAAAUCCAGACCUAUGCUCCACGUAGUUUUUAGGAUUCUCCCAGAGGGGGUCUUAACUAGAGAAGGGAACCCAAAGUCAAAGGGGAAGACUUGGGUGUUGGUAGGAAGGUUGGCUAUAAUGCAGGUACAGACUAAAGUAGCAAUUGCCCACACGUAUAUAAAAAGGGUAAGCAAUGAUGAGAUGUAUACAUUUUAAAGCUGAACUUAAAAACUUUCAACAUCUUGUCUCACCACGUUUUAACCCUUGGAAGGUCAAAUGCUAAAUGUGCAAGUAGCCUGGCUCAGGAAUGUUUCCUCAAGGACCCUAGAGGCAUCUCUGAAAUACAGUGCUGUCUUUUCUUAAUGAUGGUGAGCUCCCAUUUUCCUGGGAAGACUUGGGCCCAACUGCAGCUAACAUAAGGCUCCAAAUUGCAACACUACAGUAUUUUAGAUGGGUUGUGUCCAUCUAGCUAUCCAACAGAGUGAGAUUUCUG